Molecule: messenger RNA, 1001 nt
Organism: Sipha flava (yellow sugarcane aphid)
Lineage: Eukaryota; Metazoa; Arthropoda; Insecta; Hemiptera; Aphididae
Product: putative ribonuclease YeeF
Exons: 1
Coding region: 178-792 (204 amino acids)
Source: RefSeq, a predicted model, not a curated record
GCGCGCGCUUACAAAUACGCGAGCCGCGCCAACCACGGUCUCAGUUCUGAUCCGGUAUCGCUGCACUCGUUCCUGCACGACCAUUCCCGCGCCUGACCAGCAACAUACGAAGCGCAUUUAUCGCUCUGCGCGGACAACAAUCGUCGAUCGUCCACCUCCGCACGGGUAUUCGCUACCAUGAUCAACAGAUGUACCGCGGCCACGGUCGCGCUGCUGCUGCUGGUGAUGGCCACUGACGACGCGGGCGCGUCCACGUCGUAUACGUUGAUCGGCAAGAACGCGAUCUCGGUGACCGAGUCGACGGUGAAGUGCAAGAACGGCAAGUCGACACCGGUGACGGUGCAGGUGACCGGCGACCUGUACGCCGACUCGGACAAGCGGACCGACUUCAAGGGCACCAAGUGGGCGAACCGCAUGGCCGAGAUGGACCGGGAGGCGGACGACGAGCGCGGCCACGUGGUGGCGUCCGUGUUCGGCGGUCCCAUUGAGCAGUGGAACAUGGUGCCGAUGCACCGCAGCGUCAACCGUCGCAUCACCGCGCAGAGCAGCUUGCUGAACCGCUGGGACGAGUUCGAGAAAUGGUCCCGCGACCAGGUGAAGAAGGGCAACGUGCCCGUCCGGUUCACCAUACGCAUCAGGUACGGGCCGCUGAACGGCUGCAGGCCCAUCGGCUUCGACAUCAGUGCCACCGCCAAGGGCACGUCCGGUUUCCAGGGCAGUUUCGACAAUGGUCCGUACGGGUCGUUCGCCGUUUCCAGUCAACCGUCCAGGCCGAAGAAGAAGAAACCGUAGACGUGAUCCCGUUACGCCGCACCCCGUCCAACUACCCACCCCGAAUACAUCGUUAUACUAUGCGAGUAAUAUCGCCCGGCUGUUCGUAGUUAAAAUAAAUCGCAAACGGUUUUCCAUUUGAUUUUACGAUUCCACAGGAUAAACGACUAACAAACGUUACACAUAUUAUUAUUAUAUUAUACGUCAAAUACAACGUUUUUGUACCCGUU